UCUUGCCGUCUCUAUCGUAAAACCGGCAACGUCUAGCUCUGUGUUGUGAUUCCCGCCUUCACGAACGAAGGAACUCCUAUCUUAAGUCGUGUAAUAUGUACAUCGCAUAAUAAUUCUCGUCGGCACGAAUGUGACAACAUAUCUGAGAUUUAUGCGGUAUUUAGACUCAAGUCCUGUUUUUGAAGUGUUAACAUACAGAUCACUAGAAUAUUAACAACAAAGUGUGGAAGUCGUAAGAAAGACGACUUUUCUUUUUAUAUAUCUUUUUUAACCCUUGCGUAUAAGAUGGCUGUAGUCAGAUCUCCAACAAAGGUUGCCAUUGCUUCGCUUAUGAAAAGUGUUUCAGACCUGAAAAACGAGAAGAACCCCAAGUCACAUUUAACAAUUUAUGAAACACUGACACAGUUGGGAGCCAAAAGUUCCUUUCUUAAAGAUGAAACAUGUAAUGAUAUCCUUCAUUCUGUUGCCGUACCUGUUACACUUCAGGAUAUCUCAACUGGAAAUGAUAACUUGGUGUUGGCUGCACUAGGUUUUUUGGGAGGUUUACUGCAAGUAGUUAAACUGCCCUUGGAAAAGCAGGCAUCAGUCAUUGAAGUUCUAACAAAAAAACUUUGCCAAGUUUCUGAAAAAAACCAAUCAAGAAAGUUAAUGUGGAGCCUUGCCAACCUUCAAUUUGAUGUCCAGCUUCAAGAGUCACAUUUGACAAAAAUGCUUCAGGCAGCUUGUUUAUUUCUAGAAGAAAAUCCCCCUGUCACAUCAUUGAGCACAGUUUGCGAAUCCUUAAAUACCCUACGAAACAUAGGCUUGAGAAAGGAAGAUUUUUUUUCAAAAAACCUGACGAUGGUGCUCUCGGCAGUCAUCCCAUGGCUAUUUAACGAAGCUGAUCGGAUUCGUGAACUUUCGCUUGCGUGUCUUGAGCCAUUCACAGCCGAGAUAGCGAAAAGAAAACUCCUUGAUUCGUCAUUUCAAACCCUUCUAAGGAACAAGUAUUAUGGUGUUCUGUCGCAACUAGUCUCGGGCGAGUCUGCCGACAGCCUGAAAAUCUGGAGUUUCCUCAUACAAGCUUUUGGCACUCAAUUACACGAUUCGGUUACGUUGCUAAAUGAACUUCUUAAAAUAGAAGAAAGUGCUUUGAAAUGUAAAAACCCAGUCUACCGACAGUGCGCACUGGAGCAUUGGAAGUACAUAAUCGAUUGCUUCGCAUUGAAUCCGGUUGUCCUAAACAACUCCAAGAGAAUAAAACUGGUUUUGGUGCCGCUAAAAUCUACAGAUACACGCACUGUAGAUUUCUCAAUAACUAAAAUAGAACUUUGGUGGCAUUUGCUGAAUAGACUGGGACCGGACGCUACUCUCCGUUUUCAAGAAGUGACAUUGCCUCUUCUCCACUUCUGCUUUGGCAUUCAUGAUGAAAAACAACCAACUAAAGGAACGGCACUCGUCUUUGCUAACAUUUUACCACUGACAACUACCGUUCUAGCUGGAAUUCUCUCACUUGAGACAGAAUUCAAAGGUCUGUCAAUGGGUACUGUGGAACUGCUCCGUUCGUAUCCUUUUAUCAACUCUGAAGAUUUCUGCACAAAUGUCGAGAGUUUCAGUCGAUGGGUGCUGCUUACACUAAACCUGAAAUCAAAGACUGAUCACACUGCUGGCGUUUACGGGACAGCUAUAAGAAGUUUUGUCGAGCGGUGCAGCUCCACGGAUCAAAGGGAACCAUUGAAGGUCUUCAUCCUAUCUCUUAUGGAAACAAUCACCUCCAAACCAGUGUUAAUGGAGGUAGUCUUCGACGUGCUUACGACAGCCUUCAGGUUUUCCCUUCUAACAGAGCUUAUGACGGAAAAUAUGGAUGUUCUGUUGCAUUGGUUUGUUGAAAAUGAACCUCUUCCUGCGCAUCCGUUUGUUCGUUUUCUCACGAAGUUCUUCGAAGCUGGUAUUAUUUGGAACGUGGCGAAAUUCACAUCAAAGAUCAUGAGUUUUCUUGAAAACUUAUGCCGCGCACCAGAUGAAGCUUCCAAAUCGGCUACAACAGAAUUGUGGAUACUAUUCGCAAGGGCUUUAAUUUCCAAAAGCCAUGUCACUCACUUGCGUAAUGCAAACGUACAGUCUCUUUUACUUCCUCUUACGUGGCCUCCUAUCCAGUCGAACGAAAGUGUUUUUCUUCCCUGGUCUACGUUGUUGUCUGCAUGGGCAAAAGAAGAUUCUUCUGUCAUAGAAAAGGUCGUAAAUCCUCGAGGCGUAAAUGAGAUUGACGUUGAAGAACCGUGUACUCACAUUGUGCUAUCGGCCCUUCGUUCAGAAUUACCCUUGUAUUUUAAAGAAAUCUCAUCGUGGAUCAAAUGCUGGACAGAAUCAUGGCUCAAACUUGCCAAUGUCGAAGAGAAUCGGCAAAAGUGUUUGGAUUUGCUCGUGAACUUUCUUUCUGUGUUUGUGGACGAAUUGAAAGUUGAAAAAGAAUCUGAUUUAUUCAUGGGAGCAGUGAAAUCAUGCUUUCAAGUAAACACCCUUUCCAAAGAAGUGACGGAAAUUCUUAAUAGGGUAUUUGGUUCUGCAUCCGCUGCAGUAAAAGCCCCCAAUGUUCAGAAAUUACGCAAACAUAAUAAUAUUUGUAAAAUAUUUUCGCCGUUGAUUCAACGCAAUCUGCUGACGAAGAACAAGCAAAAAUCUAAAUCAUUGGACGAUUUUGUUGUCAUUCAAACACCAGAAAAGAAAAAACGUGUGUUGACGGAGCACCAAAAAGAGGUGAUGCGUGCCAAAAGACGUGCUACUUGUGGCGUACCCGCCAUGUAUAAUGAUUUGUCUCAGAGUAGUCAAACUACAGAUUCAAUGGAUACUCAAUCUGUAAAUGACAAUCCUAUCACAUCAGUUGCUUCUAACGUGACUAUAGCGAGAGAAGAAGAUGCGUUACUGGAACCUCCGGUCAUUUUGCAGCAAGCAGAGGUGUUGAAUGAAUUGCCCGGUAAUGGAAAUCCAGUUGUUGGUCCUUCGAAUUUAGAUCAACCAACUGCUGUCAAUGAAUUUUUUAAGAAAGAUUCAAAAUUGAGAAGCAAGGUCAGUGUCACUAUGUGUAAAUUGCCGUCUCGCCGAUCACUUCGUCGAUCCUUGCCUGCCUCAGCUGUUUCAUCUCAAUUUCCAUCAUCAACCGAAGAAUGUCCAGAAGCAUUUCAACGUCCUGGACCUGCGUCAAAAAAACGGGGUUACAAGAAAAAUGUCCCGUCUGAUAAUCUUGAAUGCAACCGUCAACACGAAACUAGCUUGGAAUCCCCUGUGGAAGAAAAUCACAAUAAAGAAAAUGGGUUGAUUGAUUCUGAAGUGACUCAAAUUUCAAGUCCCCCGUCAAACUCCUUAGGGAUCGCCCGGACAGUCGAGUCUGCAGAUGACGGGCUUAAACUUUGUCAUACUGCACUGUCAAGCGUGUCUAAUGAGCCGAAUGAUGCUAAAAUUUCAUCAGUUGAUGCCUGCGCCGAUGCAGUCACAACCCCCGAAAUCGUAGAGCUCAGCAAUGUCAAGCCUGUUUUAGAAGAAUCCAAAUCUGUAAGUGACGUUCUCGUAAAAGAUUGGAUCGACAGUGACGAAAGCGUGGCAGAGGAUAGCAGUGUGUCUGAAAAACAAAAGGAAUUGUCAAUAGAGAUACUUGAUUGUAAGGAGGAAUUGAAAGAAAAUCCCUUGGAUUUUGUUGAAGUCGUCGACCAGACCUUCACUAUGAACAAAGAUGGUGUACAAGUUUGUCCAAUGGAUUCCAACGAACUGACUACGCUGUCUACUGGCCAGUUAGCCGAAGAAGUGAUAGUCGUGGAUACGAUGCCUUUGACGGUUGAACAACGGAAACCGCCGAUCGAUGUUCCUGUAUUAGAAAAUAAUAACAUUGAAGGUCUCAUUGGUUCUACGCAUCCUGAAACCCUUCAACAGAAAUUACCUUUUGUUCCAUUAAAGAGCUUGAUAAAGUCGUUCAGUUUACGAACGAAAAAGGGGGCUGCUCCCAAGAGUGUCGGUCCGUCACCAACCACUGGAAAACGGGGUGCCCAUAUUCUGGAGCUGUCCCGCAAAAUUCACAAUGAACCUCCUAGCAAAAAAUCUAAGAAGGGGGAUUCACCUCAGAAAGAAAUAGGCGACUCACCAAUUUGUAACACGUCAAUGGGGGAACUUGUGGUAACUCCUGAAGGAUCUCCUGCUCGAACUGCUCCAUGGCUACCUCGCACAUACUCACCAUACGCAAGUCCCAGCACGGGUAUUCUAAAAAAACGGGCCGUUAUAGAAGAAUCUGAAGAGGUUGGAGAGGGUUCAUACUCACCCGCAUCUAGCUCGUGCAAGUCUCGUCGUGUUAGCUUUGCUGACCCGGAGGUGUCUCACAGCGUCAAAAUAUCGCCAAUAAAAAAAAGAUUAUCUAGGGCUCGCACCCGCCGAUCACUGAUAACAACCUAUGAUGAUUCUCUGAACAGCGAAGAACCCAGUUUAAAAGAGGAAAUGGAAUCGUCAGUCUCCACAGAAAACGCUUCCGAAUGUUUAGAAAAGUCAACUGAUGAAGUUGUUUCGCUCAGCAAUGACAGCCUUCAAGCUGGUACCCAGGCCUGUUCUUCCACCGCCGACGAACCUUCGACGGAUUCUUGUUCCCAAGCUAAUGAACAAGACAGCAAUGAAUCGGCAAUCACCGAUGGAGAUGAUAGCAGCGGAAUCACUGAGCCACAAGAAAUCGCAGUUCCAGAAGAAAUACAAGAAACAGCCAUUUACCCAGCAGCUACCGACUGUAUUGAUUCGUUGGCGCUGAUCGUUGAUCGAGUGACAUCGCCGACAUCGAAGGGCCCAAUUUUGACUGUCCUGGAGAAACUUGGUGUUCGCACUAUCGGAGACUUCUGUGCAUUGUCUGAGACUGAUAUCAAGGGACUUGAUUUCAAACUUCCUCAACACGAAACAAUCAAACAGUUUCUUGAGAGCCAUUUUGCAAGAAAAUCUAUUGCAAGAACAGACCCACAAAUCCCUCAUGAAGUAGAAGGUGUCGGCAUGGAAGUUAUUAGCCCAACUUAUACCGAAGAUGUGGAAUCUGGGCCGGUGGUUGAAUCAUCAUGCGGUGUCAGAACCGACGAAUUGGUCAAAUCGCUAGAGGAGCAAAAAAUCGAGGAAUCCAAUAAAACACUGGAUUCUUCUCCAAACGGUCAAAUCAUAGAUGACAGUCCUGAAGUGCUUUGCUCGAGCCACAUGAGCAGCAAUGAGAUAAACACUUGCGCCCUAGUAAAUUCUGAGGCUGCGAAAGGUAGCGACGAGAUUAUCGGCGAUCUUAAGGAAUCACAUUCGUGUAGCGAAAGCUCAACUUUACUCAAUACCAGUUCUGUUUCUUCGAAGACAAACACGACCGCGAAUUCUAUUGUAAUCUCCCAAAGUGGUGUCCAUGAGGCUGAUGACCUACUUUGUCUUUCUGCCCAUGAGAUAGUCAACAUUAUCGAGCGCCACCCCUUGAAGGACGAGAUACUCUCGCUUAUCACUAGAAAAUACGUGUCAUUAUCUUUUUCUCUAAAUGGAAAGGUAUUCCCUAUAUCGAAUAAUUUUUAAGUUAACCUGAAGUCCCAUUUUUAUCGAAAACGGAAAAUUCAUAAGCGGAAACUUAAGCCUCAAAAAGAUUUUUUUGCUCAUUUUCCAUUUUGUCCAUAGGUGUAAUACAUGAUUUGUAAUUUUGAAA
Messenger RNA from Daphnia magna, 5665 nucleotides. Its product is annotated as telomere-associated protein RIF1. Gene Ontology annotation, biological process: telomere maintenance. Lineage: Eukaryota; Metazoa; Arthropoda; Branchiopoda; Diplostraca; Daphniidae. The record is from RefSeq and is a predicted model, not a curated record. Gene Ontology annotation, cellular component: nucleus.